Brassica oleracea var. oleracea is the source of this 968-nucleotide messenger RNA. RefSeq names its product cell number regulator 6-like. The transcript has 5 exons. The record is from RefSeq and is a predicted model, not a curated record. Lineage: Eukaryota; Viridiplantae; Streptophyta; Magnoliopsida; Brassicales; Brassicaceae. The coding region runs from base 110 to 814 and encodes 234 amino acids.
GUUAAAAGCACAGAAACAACCCAAAGUCUCUAAUAUUCAAUGCGAUAAAAAAAAAAAAAAAAGAGUCAAAGACACAGAGAUCCGACCAUCUGAGCAAGACGAAGAACAUAUGAUGUCGGAGGGAGGAGCACCGUCGAAAUACGUGAAGUUGACGAAGGAGCAAGCUCCGGUCGAUGAGGUUAAUCCUGGCGAACUCAAUCAACCGAUUCAGGUUCCCCAUCUAGCUGUUCACAAAUGCAACGAGUGUGGCCAAGCUCUACCUGAAAAUUUUGAAGCUCCUGCAGAUGAGCCAUGGACUACUGGAAUAUUCGGGUGCACUGAGGACAUGAGUAGUUUUUGGCAGGGACUCUUUUGCCCAAGUGUUCUCUUCGGACGUGUCUAUGAAACUCUGAGUGACGAAGAAACCUCGUGGACCAAAGCAUGUAUCUGCCACUCGAUUGUAGUUGAGGGAGGACUAACAGUUGCAUCCAUAGCUGCUUGUGCUCCCGGUAUCGAUCCGCAUACAACGUUUCUUAUGUGGGAAGGCUUGUUGUUUGUUUGGUGGAUGUGUGGGAUUUACACCGGAAACGUUAGGCAAACUCUACAGAGGAAAUAUCAUCUCCAGAACUCUCCAUGUGACCCCUGUAUGGUGCAUUGUUGUCUCCAUUUCUGUGCGGUUUGUCAAGAGCACCGUGAGAUGAAGAACCGUCUUUCGGACAACUUUGUGAUGCCCAUGACUGUGGUUAAUCCGCCACCAGUUCAAGAGAUGAGUGCCUCUGACGACUCUGUCCCGGUUUCACACCAUGGCUCUGAGCUCGAGAUGCGGCCAUUGUAGAGACUCAAUGUUUCAACCAGAUUCAAGGUCCUGUUUUGUUCUGUUUUGUAAUGGACCUGUGUUUUAAUGAGGAAUGGAUGAUAUGUUAAACCGACUUGGUUUGUUUAAUUUUCAUACAAUCAUUGAUCCAUAUCGCAAAAUUAAAAUAUUUAUU